AUGGACGAAGUACGACCCGUACGAGGUAGUACAGUUGCAUCUACAAGGAAUAUCGAUCGAGACCGCCGCCGCCGUUCAAAUAAUGAACUCCGCGACUUCUCGUCCAGGAGACGGGAGGAGGAAGAGGAGGCCGAUGUAGCCUCCCUGAAUAUUCCAAAGGAGCCAAAGAGUAAAUCAAAGCAGAGACUGAAGUUCGUUUGUUUUUUGGCCCCCGUUGAAGACGAUGAUGAACACCGCGCUGCCCGCGUGAAGCAGUCUCGCCGAAGCUCUCAUGCCCGGGCGACCUCGAGCGUCCACCAGCCUGUCUCACGGCCUCCGCAAAACAUGGGCCGUCCACCUGCAAGUUCUGGAAAUGAACCAAGUUCCCGUCACAGAUCUAGUAUGGGAGAAAUCGCUCCGUCAAGGAAAGCGAAACGCCUGUCGACAUCCGAGUCGGCAUCACUGCCAAACCACCAGACUUUACGCCCCACCAUGUCCACCCAUCGUGGAUUAUCCCAAACGGAAUCUCUUCUUUCGUGGAUUCCAUCGAGCCUAUCACCAGAAACCACUUCAAAGCUACUCCAGAAACUCUCGGAGCCACUCUCAGCCGCCGAAGAAGCCGGAUAUAUCUACAUCUAUUGCGUGACGCCCAGCGAUUUCCGGCCCCGAGCAGAUGAAACCGCCUCGUUAAUACCUUCAUCCUCUAAUCGCCGUGACGCCACUAGACGUACGAGCGACGUCAUGUCCUCUGCGGGAAUCGCGCCAACAUCUCAGAUUAAAAGACAUGACCCAAACGGCAGCCAUACAGCAAACACCAUCAUGCUAAAGAUAGGGCGUGCCGUCAACGUCUGUCGGCGACUGACCCAGCAAUGCUCUCAUAACCUUACAUUAAUCCGCUACUACCCUUACCAUCCGUCGUCUGGAACUGAAUCCAGUCUUCCACAGAAAGCUCCAAAUGUGCACAGGCUAGAGAGACUGGUACAUCUUGAGUUGGCUGAUAUACGGGUUAAACCUGGCAAACCGUGUGACGAGUGUGGGAAGAAGCACCAGGAGUAUUUCGAGAUCGAGGCGAGUAGGGACCAGCUCAGGAGGGUAGAUGCUUGUGUUAAGAGAUGGGUUGAGUAUAGCCAGCUCAACCCGACGAGCUGA
Molecule: messenger RNA, 1128 nt
Organism: Arthroderma uncinatum
Lineage: Eukaryota; Fungi; Ascomycota; Eurotiomycetes; Onygenales; Arthrodermataceae
Exons: 1
Coding region: 1-1128 (375 amino acids)
Source: RefSeq, a predicted model, not a curated record